Colletotrichum higginsianum IMI 349063 is the source of this 5970-nucleotide messenger RNA. RefSeq names its product 20s cyclosome subunit (Apc1). Gene Ontology annotation, biological process: anaphase-promoting complex-dependent catabolic process; protein K11-linked ubiquitination; metaphase/anaphase transition of mitotic cell cycle. Gene Ontology annotation, molecular function: molecular adaptor activity. Gene Ontology annotation, cellular component: anaphase-promoting complex. The coding region runs from base 1 to 5970 and encodes 1989 amino acids. The transcript is spliced from 2 exons. The record is from RefSeq and is a predicted model, not a curated record. Lineage: Eukaryota; Fungi; Ascomycota; Sordariomycetes; Glomerellales; Glomerellaceae.
AUGGCGUCAGUUAAGUCUUUGGGUCUGCACCAGCCUAGCGGCCUUCAUCACGCGGCCCACGAAGAUGCACCGCCCUCGACAUAUACCUGGGAGAUCUCGACCGACCCCGAUCACAACGAGUACGACGAUACAUGCGACAUUGAGGACGAACUGCUGGUCACCAAGAACUGCGUGGUCUGGAGCCGAGGUGCUGUGUUUCGUAAGUCGUACAAGUUCGACCUCGAACAGGAGCCUGUCACCCAGGCCCUCCUUGCUUCCUUUCCCACCGCCGACGACAGCAAGACGAACGAUGCAAAGAAGAAGCCGUCCACAAAAUCCGGCGAUCCUCGCCGCCUGUCCCGAGCCUUGGUCGUCUUCCUGCGCACUCAAGCCCACAUCUACUUCCUCUCCGGCACGAGCCAUGUCGUUCACAUGCCUUUCGAGGUCGAGGCCGCCUGCGCAGCACCUCAAGGAGUCAUAAUCCAGCGCAAACAGCGAGGCGACAGCACCGUACCAGCCUCUCUCAAGUUCCCGAAAGUUCCGCCCAACUCCUUCGUCUCCUCGCAGAUCACUGUCACCUCUCCUCGAAGCUCACAGCACACCGUCUUCUCCGUCGAAGGCCUGAACAAACCAAAGCACCUGCCCUUGGGUCUAAGCUCGACCCUGGGAAACAUGUGGGAGCCGACGUUGGAACAGCCGAACUCGCACUGGCCGCGCCUGGUGUCUCUGCUGGACCCCUUGCAAGAGCUUGGGCUCGUGGUUACUCGACCGGACGGCGCUGCCGGGGAAAAGAGGAGGAAGAGCUCGCCCAAGUCGCCCUAUUUCCUGGACCCCGCCGAAGAAAUUCUACACAUUGAGGAGAUCAAGCAUCCCGGCGCACCCAAGACCAAGAACUUGGAACCCCUGAUACUCGCCGUCACCAUGAACCGGGAGGCCAGCACCUAUGCCGUGUGGAGAGUUGCCUACAUCAAAAAUGAGGACCCCUUCAUCGGCCGCCUUAAGAAGGACAAGAGCAGGGCAGAGCGUCGACGAAGCUCUAUGCAGCCGCACUUCGCCAGCGGCGCCACGACCCCGGUGCAGACAAACUUUCGUGAGAGCUUCGGGGCUCCCUUGCCGGGGAAAAGGUCGAGGAAAAGCGAAAAGACCGAAAGGCUUGACAAGGUCGAGAAGCCUCUCGACCUGGUGUCUUCUUUCGACCUGGAUAAAGAGUCUGGCGCCCAUAGAAGACAAUCACGGCGAGUGAGUUCGAUGCUGGCUCGUGCGGACCUUUCUGCAUCUCAGGAGCGUUCAGUCUUCUCCGAGCAGCCCUUGAUCCCAGCCCAUGGCGGAUCAAAACGGAUCGAGUCUUACGGUAGCCAAGGACCUAGACUUAGUGGUGGCUACGGCUCGUUCAACUACAACCAGACCAUCCAUCCCAGCCUCGGGAGUUUGCUGGAGGCCCCGAUUGAUGGGGUGCUUGAAGAACUGCGAGCCGGUGGGGAUUUCGAGGGCUUCCAUAGCAUGGGCCUGGACGACCACGUUUUCGAUGGCAUUUCCCAGGAAAUGAUGUUCACCAAGAUCCAGACCAUCUCGCUAGACAACUCCAACGUGCGCUACUCGCUGUCAAAGCAGCCGGCCCGCGAGCACUGCAAGGUCUUCAUCCUGACAGCGCCCCAGUUCGCCCUAGACGACCCCCUGCGCGGCGAGCUGCUCAUCGGAAUUCAGGACUCUCUCGAUAAGAGACUGCAGCUCCUGACAAUUGAUCUCCAGCGAGGACCGCGCUUCCUGGUACCACCGAAGCCUGGCAAGAGGUCCACGUCGUCUGAAGACCCCGUCCGGCUGGCUUGCGGCGCGCUUCGCCGAGCUCACCAUGUUGUAGAUUCGUGCAAGGUGAUCGACGGCGACAUAUCCGUUAUCCUAAUCCUGUCUGAAGGACAUGAAGGCCGCAGGGAGCUGAGUAUUCAGGCUCCAUGGAGCCAGAUCACCCCCAUCAACCUCCCGCUAAUGUCUUUGGAAAAUGUUCGCAGUCUGCACUAUCGAGGACGUGUCGUCGAUAGAGACGUUCGCCACCGCAAGUCGGAAGUCGUCGAGGUUGCUAACGGCCACGUCGGCGGACUCAAGUACUCCAAAGCCAGGGGGGUCGUCGACAUGGUUGAUGGCGAGGAUAGACACCACCAGAUCCAAAUCCAACUCCAGCCUCGAAACCCGCAGGUGCGCAAGGUGCUGGACGCAUGUCGGAGCAUUCUCCCGGCAACGCAUGCCGAGAAGAUCUUUCCCGGCUGGUGGCACAUCAUGAUAUGGGUCAAGAGCGAAGAGUUCGAAGUUGCCGACGCAGAAUGGUCAUCGCUGGUGAUUCUGCUUUUGACCAUCUAUCUCGCUCUCGGAAAGACAAAGCCAGCGCAAGACCCUCCGACCAAGCCAUCCAGAGGCAGAAGACGACCUCAAUCCGGCUCCUUUGGGUCAAUACAAACCCUCGAGGACUGGAACACGCUACAUCUGUACGAAACCCCCAAUGCCCUGGGUUGUCCCAGCUGGCAGCAAACCAAGGCUUGGGAUUGGACCCUCGAUGAAGACAAUAGUGACGACACGGAGAAUAUCAUCAACCCAGGCCUCAAGGGGUCCAAGUUCAUGUCAACACAUGUCCAGUACGCCAAGGGAUACCUGGCAUCUCCGCUUGGCGAAAAGGCCGUCGGCGAAAAUGGCUAUCUGCCAACCGGGCAACAACGCAGCGCGGAAAACCGUGGGAACGCCGCUUGGAAUAUCUUAGUUGCACUUCACCUCCUUCUCGAGGAACAGAAGCUGGAUAUCAUGACUCCCGAAUACGCCUCUCCAGGAACAGCCCCACUGCGUGUAGUCACCUGUCAGAUUGCCCGCUGGCUUGGAUGGCACAAUUUCGUGGCCAUGUAUGAGCUGGGGAUCCAGGAAGAACUGGAUCCUCAUUACGACUCAGGUCAGCAACAUCUUCAUAAACAGGACUUCAUGAUGCUAACAUCAACCACAGAGCUUCGCCUUGAAGUUCCCCUUACCCAGCCCUCUGGUGUUGAUUUUGACAUCUUUCACUGGAUCCAGACAUGCCUCGCCACUGGACAGUAUCAUCCAUUCCUGACACUAGCCAAUCUAUACCAUUCUCAACCGGUAAAAGCCGAGCAAGAUCAUCUCAAGGAUUCAAGAUGGACCCCCGUUACCCCAAGGACCUUCAUGUUCAAACGUUUUUUUGAGAAGCUCACGCCAAAAGGCAGCCCUGCCAGCAUGGUUGAGGCCAUGCACUCGGCGGGCAUCAGCAGCCGAGUCCUUGAGACACUUCCUGAAGCCGUGCUCACACCAUUGAAAGAUUCCAUAUCGAGGUGUCAAGCCCGGCCGCCUGCUUCAUGGCCCAAAGAUCUGCUGGAGCUCGUCAACCGCGGCGACAUGAGCAUGAUAUUGGCACCGACCAAAAACCUGCAGAAGAGCGGUGCUAACAUUCUUACGCCCACGCACAAUGCGGCGUGGGACUAUCGCACCAUCUGCCAAAGCGUCGACGAAUACAACAAUAUUGGCUACGACGAAGGCGAAGGUACCGAGCGGCAAGCCGUCAUCCGAGCCCUUUUCAAAGAGGACCGCCGUCUCAACGAAGCCCAAAAUCUCUUAUCAACCCACAGGGCCCGCGUCGUCCGCCUUGAAGCCGACCCAACGUGGUCGGAGAGCGAAUACCUCGAGAGGCAAAAGGAACUCGUGUCCAGGAUAGCUACCGGCACUCUGGCCAUCCCCGCAGGCCGAGCUCUUCUAUACUACAGCUUGCGAUACCCGUUGCUGACACAGAAGUUCCACGUGGCCGGAUUCAACCUCAACUGCGUCGUCCGUCCGACCAACGUCACUGUCGGCGUUGACAAGACACUGUUCACCGAGGACAAGGUCUGCUGGGGCUUCUUCCACCAAGGCGUGGCCGCUGGGCUCGCCAUUUCACCACAGGCCAAGGGCAUCGACACGUCAUGGAUCCUGUACAAUAAGCCUGGCCACGAUCUAAGUAACCGCCAUGCCGGCUUCUUGUUGGCCCUGGGUCUGAAUGGACAUCUCAGGGGCAUCGCCAAAUGGGUCGCUUUCAAAUACCUGACGCCCAAGCACACAAUGACCUCUGUUGGUCUCUUGCUCGGCCUCGCAGCGUCCUACAUGGGCACUAUGGACUCUCUCAUCACCCGACUUAUCUCGGUCCACGUUACUCGCAUGCUGCCUCGAGGGGCCGCCGAGCUGAACCUCUCCCCGCUGACGCAGACGACCGGCAUCAUGGGCAUCGGCUUGCUCUAUUAUAACAGCCAACACAGACGCAUGAGCGAGAUCAUGAUGUCCGAGAUCAAGCACGUUGACGAAGAAGACGAGGACGAACCCCUUCGCAGCGAAUGCUACCGCCUGGCGGCCGGUUUCUCGCUCGGUCUCAUCAACCUCGGCAAAGGGAACGACCUCCGCGGGCUCCACGACAUGAAGCUCACCGAAAGUCUUGUAACAAUCGCGACUGCCACGAAGAAGGUGGAAAUGGUGCACGUCUUGGACCGAGCAGCCGCGGGCGCGGUCAUGGCGUUGGCCCUGAUAUUCAUGAAAUCCGAGGACCAAAUCGUCGCCCGGAAGAUCGACGUACCCGAGUCCAUCGUCCAGUUCGACUACAUCCGGCCCGAUAUCCUGCUCCUGCGCACUGUCGCCAAGAACUUGAUCAUGUGGAACAAGAUCCAGCCGACGUUCGCAUGGAUCCUCGGGAGCCUGCCCAAGGCAUAUCGUAACCGGCACAAGCUGGUUAACACGUCGAGGCUGAAGAGCACAGAUCUCCCCUUCUUCAGUAUCAUCACUGGAAUCUGCUUCUCAAUCGCACUGCGUUACGCAGGCAGCGCGUCUACGAGGGUACGAGACCUUUUGAUACACUACCUCGACCACUUCAUCCGCAUAUCCCGGUUGCCCGCCACUCAGCGCCCGCCGCCCCAUGACUAUCCCAUGUAUGACGAAGAGCUGGCUCGUUCCAACGCUCGCAUGUGCCAGGACGUGCUUGCACUCUCGGCCUCUAUCGUCAUGGCCGGGACCGGCGAUCUCGUUGUGCUCCGUCGCCUCCGUCUGCUGCAUGGCCGAGACGACCCCGAGACCCCGUACGGCUCGCACCUGGCUGCUCACUUGGCCAUCGGAUCGCUGUUCCUCGGAUGCGGGACGGCUACCUUUGGCACAAGCAACAUGGCCAUCGCCAGUCUGCUCAUUGCAUUCUACCCCGUGUUCCCGACAUCUGUUAUGGACAACCGAUCACACCUUCAAGCAUUUCGCCACUUCUGGGUCUUGGCAACGGAUCCUCGCUGCCUCGUGGCCAAGGACGUCGCCACGGGCCAGCCCAUUUCGGCCCCUAUCGAGAUCCGCCGGAAGAGCACCGGGGAGCCGGACGACGCCGAGACGAUCGCCACCGUCCGCCAGACGCCCUGCCUCUUGCCUCCCCUCGGCGAGAUCGCGAGCAUCCGCACCAACGCGGGCCCGGCCUUCUGGGACCUCGAGAUCGACUUUGAAAAGAACCCCUCGCUAGUCGACGCCUUCCGGCAGAACCAGAGCCUCUACCUUCGCCGGCGUCCAGCGCAGGAGGCCCCGUUCACGUCGACGCUGCGCGCCCUCGGCCGCGACGCGCUCGCCGAUGUCACUGACAACGGCCGUCAGGAUCCCCUCGAGUGGGUGUUUGGCCUCGAUGCCCUUCGUGACCUCACGUACGCCGAGCGCGCUACGGUGCUCGACCGGACUACCAACUCGGACGGCGUCGCCAGCGAGAGCUCCGGGUCCGCGGUUGACUCGCGGCUCGUGCUGCAGCGCAGCAUGGACGGGUCGUCAAGGGAGCGGCUGCUCGGGCUCAAGAUGCUGUUCGAGUGGGCCGACCGCCGCGCGCAGUUGGAGGGUAGCUCGUGGGCCCAGGCUAAGAGCGGCGGCGGUGAGGGGGAGAAGAACCAGGAGUGGUGGAUGAGGGAUAGUGUUGUCGAGGAGCUCAAGGGACGGGUGUUCAUGGCCGGGCGCGAUGGGCCGUAG